Messenger RNA from Puccinia graminis f. sp. tritici CRL 75-36-700-3, 7048 nucleotides. RefSeq lists its product as uncharacterized. Gene Ontology annotation, molecular function: protein binding. Lineage: Eukaryota; Fungi; Basidiomycota; Pucciniomycetes; Pucciniales; Pucciniaceae. Bases 202 to 6750 code for a protein of 2182 amino acids. The transcript has 8 exons. The record is from RefSeq and is a predicted model, not a curated record.
AAGGAAUCUUUUUUUUUCGGAUUGGGAAGAUAUAAGGUUUUUCUUGUUGUACAGUUGUUUGGCUGAAGAUCGAAGAACUGGAAUCUGGAAUCCCAAGAGAAAACAAACUCAUCAUCCACUUCGGAUUCCUUCAAUCUUUUCCGUCCUUCAUCGAUUCUUGAGUUCCGUCUCGCUCUCCAAUCAGAGCUCAAUCCUGCGUAUAUGGAUCCUUCUGCCCACCACCAUCCUCAUCAACAGCCACUUCCUCCCAGAGCCAAGCUGAAUCAAGUCGAUGAUCCAGUCGAGGAUGAUGAUCUUCCUCUCCUUCUGACCAACCAACAAACUCAAAACCCAUUCUCACCACCACCACCAUCAUCCUCACAGUCUAUUCAUAUUAACAGCCAGCAAGAACAAGAGAAUUAUCACCACAACAACCAACCAUCAACUCAUACCGCGACCACCAACUCCCGACAUCAACCCAUCCUCACCACAACAACCAUCAACACGCCUCGGUUACCCUACCAAGAAUCUGAAUCAGACUCAUCCUCUCCCAAGCUCCGAGCAUCAACUCUCGUCCAAUCUCCCUUGCCAUUGACUCCCCCUACCGAGUGCCGACCGGCGGCUUCAUUCAGCCAAGCUCUGAAAAUUACCACCAACCCGACUGACCCCUCCCCUCCAACCCUUGACCGCACUGCCACAACCAUCCUCCCGGAAGACAAUCGCCCCUUCAACCUAUCACCACCCCCUCAUCAGCAUACCCCAUUCGCAACAACAAAUCCUUCUAAUAACUCUGCUGUCAAUACUCUGCCUCACCCUCAUCCGCCUCAAUCAUCCGCCGAUCAUCAUUCACACUGCUCCCGCACACCCUCACCUUGCAACCCCCGCGUCCAGCUUCCUUCACGAGAUCAACCGGCUCUCAAACUUCAAAGGAAACCCGCACCACUCUCCAAUUCAACCCGCUCCAAGAGCUUAGUCUGUCGAAGCUCUCUAUCCACUGCCACCUCCGAGGUCGAACACGGCUUCACUACCGACGAAGAUACCGACCGGACACCCGUCUUCACUGGUUUGGUCGUACAUAGCUUGAUCGGUGCUCCAAUGCCUGCCGUCCACGAACUUCUCGGCCACCAUGCCCAACUUCACCCCAGCGAACGCUCGAGCCCCUCGCGUUUCGAUCAUCUCUCUUCCUCCAAUAAUAAUAAUGAUGAUCACCCUCCUGCUCCGAUCGCCACUCCCGAUCAAUAUUCCUCCUCAUCUCGUCUCAGUCGGCCAAGCAAGCUAUCCGAUGAAAACCUGCAACGUCAGUCUCAAACUGGCCUCAAGGAGCGCGUCAAGAAGAGCAUCAAGAUGCGAGAGACCGAACGAUGGGCACGCGAGACCGCAACAAGCUCUCAACAGCCUGGAUCCCCCAAUCCACCCACACACUCUAAUUCAUUCUCAAUCUCCCCCGUCAUUCACCCCGCUCAGAUCCCCCACCCCCCCUCAGAAUCCGACGAUCGCCAUCUUGCCUCCCUUGUCAGUCUAUCGCCCAUCCAGUUCACUAGCAAUGUACACUCAAGUCCCUCACCCGAAACCCUACCGCGACCUAGGAUCUCGGUCCAGCCUGUUCCAUCCUUCAGAGCCGUUGCCACUACAGAGCCUAACGGCGAACUUACAAUCAUUAGUGAACAUGCCAGUAUCAACGAUUGGCACUCUGAGAAUACCAACACUACUCAUCUCGCCGGCCCUUCACAACAACAACAUCAUCAUCAUCGCACCCUGCUCCAUCUGUCGCCUCUUGACGUUCAAGUCAUCGGCCAAACCCCCACAUCUGCUGACUUUCAAUCACCCGUGAACAACUGUAUGCCUCCAACCGUCUUACCCGGUACAGUGAUCGGCGGGAUCGAUCUACCUAAGGAUUCACCUCAUCCGCAUAUCCUACCUAUUCCACUUUCCCCAUUCUCCCAUCCUCCAUCUGAUUCCCAACCGUUUUCACAGUCCCCUCGGAUUCAGGAAAUUCCACUCACACCGCCUACCAAAACACACCAAAGCAUCACUGAUCCACUCAUACGGGCCAGGAUCAAUCUUCAAGAGGCUCUCUCAGCCACCCCUCAGGCUCGCUCUACCUCAAACAGUCCUUCAGACUCUCCAGUUCGUCAGUAUCACCCACAGCAUUUCACACAGCCAUACCAACCCAAUCUCGCUGACGGGCAGAGCAGCGAUGAAGACAACGAUUCUGGGCUAUCACCCAUCAAAGAGGAUCGAACCGCUGAGAUGGCCGCUGAGCAUAGCUGGCGUAUCCGGCAGGUGCUUAGCCCGCCAGGCUCCAGCCAUCGCUCUUUGAACCGCAGCAAUCCCCAAUUAUCCUUGUCCAAGACGGACGUCGAUCAUGCCGACCCUUACACUCAAGUAUCUACUUCAUCUCAUCCGCAUACCACUAAGAGUGAGAAUUCGACGGCUUCAAUCGAUCCAGACCAAACUCAGAACUCUUUAAACCCUCCCACCUCUCAUUCCCCUACGCAGUUUGUGGAACAUGGCAGUAACACACAGAAGCCUGUUCAAACAACAGUUACUGCCCAGGAUACCUCGUAUGCUGGACAUCAAAGAGCUGAAGCCAAUGACUCGUUAGGUUGUUCCCAGUCGAUCAAUGAUGAACAAACCAGUCUUAGGACUAUCUCUAAUUCAGCACUAUCCUCUGACGACGUUGUCUUACCAAGCUCCCAGCAUCCAAGCUCAUCCCAACCGCAACAAUCUCAUACAGUUUCCGUUCCGGCCCCAUCUCAUCAUCCAUCAGCUCCUGCUGCACCUCCACCCACCCAAAUCAAUCCCCGACCUAGCACUGAAUCGAUCACAUCCAGGCGGCAAGCCUCCCCACUCUCAGUGCGCACCGGUAUAGUUACUAAAUCUAACCCGCCGCUAUCCCUUCCGGCCAGCGCCCGUCGACCAUUGCCGGUCGACCUGCUCAACCGGCUUGAGAUGGAAGAAUGGCGCAACCAAACCGGCAUCGACGAUCGUCACUCGCUCUCCUUGCGCUCCGCAAGUUCGCCCCUUCUCGGUAGAUCGCUCACCAUGAAUAAUGGUGGUACAGAUAUUGAUAGGGGUAGCUUGGUUGGCGUCGGGGGUGAGGAGCGCAGAGGAAUCAAGGAUCGCUGGGGAAAUAGCUGGGGUCUUGAGUCCCAUGUCUUAAGCCCACUGAGUGAACGUACGGAAAGAUCGUUAACCACUGUGGGCUCGCUCGUGUCACUCUCUACAAGAAAAUCAACUCACUCGUUGCGAUCACUUGAUUCGACCAGUAACUCUUUGGCCCAACGACUAGAGCAGGCAGACACAUCCAGUGUUCGACUGAUGAAGCUAGGAAGUAGCUUAGUUCCCACGGGAGUCAUCAGAACUGGAGCGAGCACCGGUUCUAGUAAUCAAAUGGCUCGGUCGAUGUCAUGUCCUCUGAAUCGAAUCGAUUCACCCACUAAAUCCUCCCCUCUCAAUAAGUCGGAAUUUCAUGGGUCUAAAGAACCUCCUCAUCUCUUGUUGGAAGAAAAAAUGAAAAGAAAAGAAGAACGUAGAAUCAAGAGAGAGAAACGUGAAAAGAGACGGGCUGAAGAACUUAAAUCUUCCGAAAGUUUGGCUCAGAAACAGGAACGAAGAAGGCAAGAGAAGAAGAGGAAGGAAGAGUUUUUGGAAAAGAAACAGCAGAUCUUACUUCGACUUCAAGAAGACGGAGAAAAUCCUCAAUUGGUCCGAGACUUGGGGAUCCUAUAUUUGACAUCGAACGUCGGAAUAGCCGGACUAAAGUUAGCGAUUAGACAUCUAGAGACUAGUUUACAAAUAAACGAUACCGACGCAUUGGCAUGGUCCAGUUUGGGCAAGGCAUGGUCCAAGUUACAUGGGGUUCCAGAAGCUGAAUUGGCCAAAUUACCAGACCCCAGAGAAACCACCAAGUCCCAACAAGCCCAUAAUGCUACGAUCGGUCUGAGGAAAGCGAUCAUCAACAGUCGGACGCAUGCUGAUGCCCUUAAAUAUAAGGUCGAGUGGGCACGUUAUCUAGAGAAACUAGGGCGAUGGCGAGAUAGUUUGGGAGUGAUUGGAGAAAUAAUCAAGAACGAAGGAAAAUUACAACCCAAGUGUUGGGCUGGCUUAGGUUUUGUCGGCUUGAGAUUGGUCUUCGGUUGGGCACCUCUGGAGAACCUGGAGACUGAUGACCUCGAACAAGGGUUUAUUGAGGGUGAGACACCCAAGAUGAAUGAAGGUACUACCCAAGCCGAGAAGCUUAGUGAUCCAGAUCGAAUGAAGUUGUUGUCUCAAGUCCAUCACGCUUUCGAACGAGCCUUAGCUCUGAUUGAUGAUCAAAUCGGCUCGGCAACUCUCCAAGCUCACAAUCCGGCGAGCGCUAAGGGUAAAACACCUGCUAGUGUUGACGACCAUCUUCAUCAAGAGAUCAAUCGAUUGAAGACUUAUAAACUACAUUAUCAGUUCCAACUCACAAAGCUCGAUGCUAUCGAGAAGGAAAUGAUGGGUGGACAACUUGGGCUUGAUGUUACUCAAACUUCGGCGGCUUCUGGAGAUCGUCCUUCUAAUGAUCCACCUAUCCCAGGAAGCUCUUCUGAUAAUCGUCUAGCCAGUCUCACUCAGCCUGUGACUGAUAGUCGCAAGGCCGAAGGGUUCGAUAACCUGACCAAUGGGAGUAAAAACGGGAUGCCGGAUGUCCAAGACCGAUCCGAGCCAGUGAUAAACGCCACUCAAGUUGCUCCUACCAAGGAUCCAGAUAUCGUCACUGAAGAGAUCCGUGAAUGUCCUUCUUCAUCGAGCAGUCCGGCUCAAUCUUAUGUUCCGGUUUGCCAGGACCCUGAGCCGACUAACUAUGUUGAUGUCAAUGGUAAUUCAUCAUCACAAUCUCGGAAUAUCUCUAACGAUCAACCGCGCGACAUGGUAACUACUCCUGUAACCCAAAACGAUCACUAUCAAGAGAUCGCUGGGGGCGAUUAUUUGGAGAUGGCCACUCCAACCUCUCAAAUCGAUCGAUCGAAACCCUUGCCUCCCGAGAACUACGACAUGCGUACACCUUCCUCGCAAGUUGAAUUUCAGCGGGACAUGAUUUUUGGGGCAGCUCUUUCAAUGGCACCCAUGCGUUCAACCUACAAUCCCUUGAGCGGCUCGGCUUCUUCCGAUGGCCCCGAAGUGAUCGUCCAGUAUGAUGAUGUGGACACGACUAAUGAUUACAGUGAUAGCAGGAAUUCGGACCCGUUUAGACCUUCCUCAAGUCUUGGUCAUCAUCUCGUCCGAAGCGCAGUCUCUUUUAAUCACAACCCGCCACCGCACUCUUCCGGAUCCCACGAGACUCCUGCGUAUCCCGCACCAUCGGCAACGCAGGAUUCAACUAGGUCUCUUUCACCAGUCGGUCCAUCUGGCCAAUCACUCCAGAACUCCUUCAUAGACACCAAAGCUGAUGAUGUGGUAGAGAAAGAUGGCGAGAUGAAAUCUGAAUCGACAGGCCUUGCUCGGACUCGACCUAGUACUGCGGCCGAUGGACCCGUGAUCGCUUCUUCUUCUUCUUCUGCUUCUUCUUCUUCUUCUUCUUCUCAUGAUCAUGAUCAUCCUCAUCAUCAAUCUGCUGCUCAUGUCUCGUCGGUUGAAGGUCAACUAGUAACUGCUAUCGAUCCAAAACAUUCCCGCUCAAUUAGUCGCUCCAGUUCGGCCUCCUCUGAUCAUCAUCAUCCUCCCUUCACCAAUCAGAUAUCCACUCAUGCUCUGGUUGAUGGUCUCAAAGAAAUCGAUCAUUCGUCUCAGAAAACUAGUAGUAGUCAUCAUCUUCCUUCAUCAUCUCAUUUCAAACCUUCUCCUUCUCAACUCCCUCAUACGUGCUCUGAUCCUCUCAUCGAUCAUUCUCUGUUCCAUGCUCAUUCUAAAGUCGAGCUUGGGAAGCUGUUGGAUGGCGACUUGAAAGAAUUAGAUAAACAAAAAGUGAUCGCUUUCCUGGAAUUAGACAGUGAUUAUCAUUCGAAAGUUUCCAAGUUGAGGAAGAAGUUGAUGCAGAUUGAAGAGGAGAGAGAGGUGAAGCGAAAGGAGAUGUUUAUGAAGUUAGGGUUGAUCAAGAAGAAUGGGUAUGAUCAGGAGCGUCAAGGAGGGGAAUUGAAUGAGGUGAUAUGCCCACGAGAGGAAGAGGAAGAAGGAGGUGCAGGAGGAUCGAUUAGAGAAGAAGGACGGAGGAUGCCAGCUUCAGCGAGCCGACGAGAGCGACAAAUGUCGAGUUUCAGUUCGGUUCCAUCGGCAGUCUCAAUGACCCAUCCUCCUCAUCAUCACCAACCGCAUCAUCAACGGGAGUCUUCUGGCCGUUCGCAUCAGGCGUUCCAUGAGACCCCGAUGCUCUCCAGGAGUCUCGGCAGUCCUCCGUCUCCGCACCAUUCUUCCCAUCAUCAUCGCUCCGGCACCUUCGAGCUCGACCAUCAUCAUCUUCCUCUUCUUCCCCUCUUUUCUCAGCCCCCUCAGCAGCAGCAGCAGCAGCUCAACUCUGCCGUCGACGCCGCCGCCGCCUCGCUCGGGUCGGCCGAUUGCACUCUCAUCGGCCCCAGUCAGGGCGCACAUGGACAGGCUAAUAUCGCCUUACAAGGGAUCGCCGCCAUUCUCAAAUUGGCCUCCUCCUCCGGGUCUUCGGCACCUCCUCCGCUUCCGAUGAACCCCAAUCCGAAUCAUAAUCCUGGCGGUGGCGGUGCCGCGUCUUCCCAUCAUCGGCUUCGUCAGGCGCUCGCUUCCCAGGACGGCCGGCUAUCCAAUCCUCUUUCCCACCCCGACUCAUCCGAAUAGUGCUGCUUGACUUUCUUAACUUCUCUCUCGCUGCCUUUUACUUACUCCUUUUUAUAUCUUGAAAAAAAAAACAAACAAAUCACUCUCACUCACUCACUGGGUUUGUGUCCCCUUUCGUCUGCAUCAUCGUCGUCAUUCUUGGGCUCGCUUCUUUCUUUCCCCUUGAAUUUACUUCUUUAUAUCUCACACUGAUCUUGUUCUUACACACACAUAUAUACCCACUUACUUAUUUAUCUUUUUUUUUGGGGGGGGGUUCCUUUUUUGCUCAUGUUAAGAUUUUUUUGGUGCUUUUAUAUCU